Molecule: messenger RNA, 1782 nt
Organism: Melanotaenia boesemani (Boeseman's rainbowfish)
Lineage: Eukaryota; Metazoa; Chordata; Actinopteri; Atheriniformes; Melanotaeniidae
Gene: dhrs3b
Product: dehydrogenase/reductase (SDR family) member 3b
Exons: 6
Coding region: 491-1399 (302 amino acids)
Cellular component (GO): lipid droplet
Molecular function (GO): oxidoreductase activity, acting on the CH-OH group of donors, NAD or NADP as acceptor
Source: RefSeq, a predicted model, not a curated record
GGGCACUGGAGCAAAAUAUUCAUCCCCACUUAACAUGUCAAUCAGGAUUAAUGCCCUUACAAACCUCCCCUCUUGGUUCAUCCAGGUCCUUUCACCAGUGGAAGUACGGAAGCCAGGGAAGAGGCGGUAAUAUAUAAGGCAGGACUGGACAGGAACACAACUCCAAAGCCCAGCCAGCAGUCUCAGUAGCGCACAGCGUCGCCUGGACUUAAACGUCUCUGCGUUUCCAGCGCUGGUUGACAGGCGUAAUGACUGAUGCGUAUCGACUAAGAUGUCAGAGCUCUCAAAAGUUGAACAGUUCUGCUUUGUAAAUAUUUUUGACCCGGUGGAUUACUCCUGAAAAACUUUCACAUGCUAAAAAGGACAAUGUGUGCAUGACAAAUUUAGAAGUAUCGGUGUCCGCACUCAGCUCACUGUUGGAGGACUUUAGUAGAGCACUCAUACUUGCAGCGUAAACAUACUUGUCCGCAGACCGUGAGCACUUCCCGUGAUGGAGCUGAAGAGCGCGUGUCGCAUGUUUCUGUUCCCGAUUCAAAUGCUCUAUCAUAUUUUCAGGGCAAGUUUGUUUUCGCUUUUGCCCAGUAGAAAGAAGGACUUGACCAAGGAGGUGGUAUUGAUUACUGGCGGAGGUCGAGGUAUCGGUCGACACCUGGCCAAGGAGUUUGCAAAGCAAGGGGCCAGAAAGGUGAUCUUGUGGGGCAGAACAGAAAAGUGUCUCAAAGAGACAUCUGAGGAAAUCUCCCUCUCUGGAACAGAGUGCCAUUACUUUGUGUGCGAUGUGGCCAAUCGGGAGGAAGUUUACAAGCAAGCCAAGGUGGUGAGAGAAAAGGUGGGAGAUGUUACGAUACUAGUGAACAACGCUGCUGUAGUUCAUGGAAAAAGUCUGAUAGACAGCGAUGACGACGCCCUUCUGAAAUCCCAACAUAUCAACACCUUGGGACAGUUCUGGACAACAAAAGCCUUCCUGCCGCGAAUGUUGGAGCUGCAGCAUGGCCAUGUAGUAUGCAUUAACUCCAUCCUGUCCCAGUCUCCAAUUCCUGGGGCUAUAGACUACUGCACCUCCAAGGCUUCAUCACUGGCCUUCAUGGAAAGCCUGACACUAGGCUUGCUGGACUGUCCCGGCGUCAGCUGCACCACUGUGCUUCCUUUUCACACCAACACAGAGAUGUUCCAGGGCAUGAGAGUCAGGUUUCCUCAACUCUUUCCUCCAUUAAAACCUGAAGUAGUAGCCCAGAAGACUGUUGAUGCAGUCAGAACUGACAAAGCCUUCCUCUACUUGCCCUGGACGAUGCAUGCUCUUGUCAUUCUUAAAAGCUUCAUGCCACAAGUUGCACUUCAAGAGAUCCACAAAUUUUCUGGGAGCUACACCUGCAUGAACACAUUUAAAGGCAGGACAUGAGCCCAGAAUCCACACAAUAUGUGAGAGACCUCAACAGCUCUGGGUUGUAAUGAAGGGAAUAUGGUCUUUUACACAUUUGAAUGUGGAGGAGUCCCCAUGAUAUUGUGAAGACAAAUACCUAGGGGACAUGCAGGGGUCUCGCUUCUGCAGCCAGAAUAUGCUGCACGAUGCACCUUGACCCUCUGUACAGGUACAAGUGCAAGUAUGUGUAUAGUAUAGCUAACUGAAUGCAAUUUUGACUUUGAACUGAAGCCAUGCAUAGAUCUGUACCAGUAGUUAUUCUGGGAGGUUUUUUGUGACACUUGUUUACUGUUUUUACAUUUUCUUUAAUUCUCCCUUUAAUGUCUCUUAAUAAAAAAGGGUAAUAAAAUGGAGUUUUAGAA